AUGCCUAAGAAUGACUCACCACCCAAUAUCAUCAUUCUCGGCGGUGGCAUAGCGGGCUUGACCACAGCUCUGGCUCUCACCAAAUAUGCUCCAGCUUCACGGCCACCGCCGCAGAUAACGCUCUACGAGAUCCGACCUGAGCCUGCAACAAUCGGCGGAGCUGUCAAUCUCACCCCCAACGCUCUCCGUCUCCUUUCACAUCUUGGCGCUUUGCAGGAAAUACGGGCGAACAAGUACGGCAAGGAGUGCGGUGCCGUCGAAGUCUUCGACUUAUACAGCGGGUCCAAGUUGUCUGAGAGCAGCUUUCGUGGUCCAGAAGGCAAAGGCCUGGGCAAUCCUCCUUUCACGGCGCUAAGAAUAACCAGAGGAGAAAGCCUAAAGGGUGUCUUGGCUGCUCUCGGGAAGCACCCCAACAUCAAGCUCGUAUGCGGCAAGAAGACCACCGAAAUUCAGGAAGAUGCAAAUGGCGUUAGGCUUACGUUCGAAGACGGUGAGACUGUGAGUGCAGACAUCCUCAUUGGCUGCGAUGGUAUUCACUCCGUCACCCGCCUCAAACAUGUCGAACCUGAACGCAAAGGCAUAUACUCUGGCAUAUGCAAUGCCUUCGGCUUCGCCCCUCGCCGCAAGACGGCGUCGGGUGCGUACGAGGAGACGCACUUCGAGACAUCUGGGAUGAAUUUUGGGCGCCGGGGCAUCCUCUUGACAUCCUUCCACGACGAGAAGAAGGACUCCAUCUACGUGGGAGCCCUCAUGCAAGUGCCCGAAAUCGCCUCCCGAGACGGCUGGAAAGCCCGCGGCGCAGAUGCCGAAAAGGCACGGAGAGAAAUCCUUGAACGCUACUCUGGCGCCGCAAACCCCCUCGUCAACCAUCUCAUUGAAGACGCCCAAGAUCUCUACCUCUGGCCAGUCUUCACACUCUGUAAAGGCGGGAAAUGGGCAACCGACCGCGUCAUGUUGAUAGGGGACUCUGCGCACGCCAUGCCUCCCCAGGGAGAGUCCACAGGCAUCGUUUUCGAAGACGGCGUAUUGUUUGCGCGGUGUCUAGGGCGGUGGAUGGAGAAAGAUGACGGAGCGCCCGUGAAGGAAGCGUUUGAUGCGUAUGAAAGAUUGAGAAGACAACGAAUCGACAUUGCGUUUGACGAAAGCCAGAGUGUGAUCAAGACAGUGAAUGAUGCGGGAUGGCUGGGACAUAAGAUCAAGCUGACCAUCGUGCCGUGGUACUUGUGGUGGACGAGGGUAUAUCGGGAGGCUCAUUUUAUCGAAGACGUCACGACGAGCGAACUGAAGUAUUGA
This is a messenger RNA of Didymosphaeria variabile, 1293 nucleotides long. RefSeq lists its product as uncharacterized. The record is from RefSeq and is a predicted model, not a curated record. Gene Ontology annotation, molecular function: FAD binding; monooxygenase activity. Bases 1 to 1293 code for a protein of 430 amino acids. NCBI's taxonomy places the organism in Eukaryota, Fungi, Ascomycota, Dothideomycetes, Pleosporales, Didymosphaeriaceae. The transcript has a single exon.